CCGCCCAAAGCAAAACAAACGCCAGAUAUUUUUUAAUUUUUUCGCUUGGCGCGAAUUUAUUGUAAAAACCAUGAAUGGAACGCGAAAAAAUAAGUCGAUAAGGACGAUUCGCUUAGCCGACGUUCUGUAUGACGAGCAGAAACGCCUUAUAACACUCUGCCGUAGCUGCGAACGCCAUUUUAUGACGUUCCAAUCGUUUCAGAACCACUUAAUCGACUGCUCGGGACUCAAACAUAUAGUAACGCCGGCCGAUCCACUAACAUACGAUGACGCCAAGCGGGAAACGAGGCUGGUGAAUGGUAGACAGGAGCUCCAUAUCUACGACCUUGAGGCAGUAAAGUGUUCCAGCGCUAAUAAUUCUAUCAUUGACUGGGAGGCGGAACUGGAGGACCCCCGCUGGUACACCGACGCCAAGCCCCCGGCACAAGCCCUUCCCAAAACCAAAUCCAAGGAGAAUGUGGUGACGGAGUACCUAGUUCAGUUGACCGAGGAGCCGCCCGAAACAGAAGUGGUGCCCGUUAAACGCCAGCGUACCCUCUCAUCCGCCCGCCGCCCCAUUCUCACCGCCCAGCAGCAACGAAGGUCACGUACCAGCCAACCUUCGCCACAGCCGCCCGCAGUAAAAACGAAAAAGGACACCAUCCUGGUGCCCACUGUGCUCGAGGACCUAAUGCGACUGCAGGAGUCCCCCAAAAAGGAGCAGAACACUCGCGCAGCUCCAGCGGCUCAGCAUGCAUCUCGUUCACCAACUGCUAGAAAAUCUCAAAUACCUCCUUCGAGGUCACCUAAGCUGCCUCCUGUAGCGGACUCUGAAAAACCUCCUCGCAGGACAUCUCAAAGAUCCACUCCACCCAUAACAUCUCAAAAGCCUACAGCUCCGGCGACAACCAAAGUAAGUCCUGCGAUAGAAAAACCACCCAUGGAUGGAACUCAAAAGAUCCUGAACAAACUUAGAGCCUGCGGCGUGGAGGUAAAGCGGGGAAAUACCCGGUUAAAUGGCACUCCUCCAAACGAUCAAAAUCCAACCAAAAAUCAAGAAACCCUCGACAUCAUGCGUAAGCUGCAAUCAAAGGGUAUCAGAUGCACCAAAGUAAAAAAACAGUAGAAGUAUUAGAUGUAAUUGUUUAGCUUAAGGAUUAGUUUGACAAUGAACAGUGCCUCUGAAGGCAUAGUACAUAUUAGUAAGUUAUGUUUCUUCAAUGCUGAAGGUUUAAAAAAUGUAAUAAACAGAAGGUUUUACAAGGCA
Messenger RNA from Drosophila ficusphila, 1246 nucleotides. Its product is annotated as muscle M-line assembly protein unc-89. The record is from RefSeq and is a predicted model, not a curated record. Bases 71 to 1105 code for a protein of 344 amino acids. The transcript has 2 exons. NCBI's taxonomy places the organism in Eukaryota, Metazoa, Arthropoda, Insecta, Diptera, Drosophilidae.